Molecule: messenger RNA, 17260 nt
Organism: Stegodyphus dumicola
Lineage: Eukaryota; Metazoa; Arthropoda; Arachnida; Araneae; Eresidae
Product: heparan sulfate glucosamine 3-O-sulfotransferase 6-like
Molecular function (GO): [heparan sulfate]-glucosamine 3-sulfotransferase activity
Source: RefSeq, a predicted model, not a curated record
UCGGUCAAGAGAUGACUUGGCGAUAUGUCUGGUGGUUUGGGCAAAGAGGCAGGUCGAGUUCCUUGUAACGGAAUGCAGUAGCGGACGAAUCCCAAACAUGUUUGGAGAGCUUGGAUUUAAAGUUCAGAACCAACCUGGUGAUGUCAAGGUACCAUGACAUUUCCCUUUCAUUUAUGAUAGAAAAGAAUGUUAACAACUUUAUUUGUAAUAGCGGGAUAAAAGCUGGAAUGGAUAGCUGUCAGAAUCAAAAAUAAGUUCAUUCAACCAAACUGAAUUUCAAAUUUGUAACUUUGAAGCAUAACUAGAUUCGCAAAGCCGAAGCAUUUCAUAGGCCGAACCUCAGACUAAAAUAAAAGUAUCUACCUUAACAAAGAAACUUCUACUAUAAUCGAGAAUCAUAAAGAAUUACAAUUUAUCUUUAAUACCAUUUUCAUUGAAAGAGAUUUCAUUUCAUUAAUUUUUGUGCACAGUAUGCCAUAUGUCUGUGAAGAAUAUUCCGCGAAUUUACUUUUAUAAACGUGACUUGACUUGAAAAAUGAAUCAAAAUGGAAAUCUGAAAUUUGUACUAAUGUUUAAAGAACAUUAAGUUUUGGUUAAAAGCUGAUUCGCAUCUUAGUUACUUUUGAAUAGAUCUUCUAGUAAGAUAAAAUAUUUGUUACAAAAGAAAUAUGAGCAUUAAAAUAAUAUAGUCAUAUCUAAGUUAUAAAGUUGUUUAUGAGAGAUAUUCAUUUAACACUCGGCUUGUGUUUAAAAGUGAAAAAGGAAUUUGAGUUUUUUCCUUUUAAUAAGUAGCAUUUAGUUUACUGGUUUAAUAUAAAAACGAGGAAUACAUUACAUUAGGAAACACCGCUUUGUUUUAUUCUCUAAACAAAUGAAAAUUUUGUAAACAUUUCAUUAAAAUAAAUUUCUGUAAUUUAUUUAAAGUAAAUUACAUCAUUAAAAGAUAGGUGAUAGAUAAAAUAAAAACUAUAUAACUUUAUUGAAUAUUAAAUAUUAUUUAUUGAAUAUAAAUAAACACAAAUAACUUGAGACUUCAGGGAAAAGAAAAGUUCUGGAAGGACAUAAGCACUUUUGACGAGUAACGCGCUUCCGAAAGGAAAUAAAAGAUAACUUAUCAAAAUUUAAUGAUUAAUUGCUUCAAGAAAGUACGCGAAGCUGUGAUCUUGGUUUUCGUUUCGAAGUAGCCACAAAAACCGUCAGGAAUUUCUUUAAAAGAAACUUAUUAAUAAUUCCCUCGAAAUCAAUAUUUCAUCUUAAUAAUGGGCGUGUCGAGUUGCUGUAACAAAUGGAUUGCCCCCAGUGGUGCUACUUUUACAGUGCACGAAAUAUUAAGCCGCUUAGGUAUUGUGAGGAACUUACCGAAGUACAUUAAUAAAAAAUGGCUCUCGCCAGAAAUGCUCACUGGAAUUCUAAUUGAAACUGUGAAAGAAAAUGAAUGAGAAGUUUCUUUGGCUAGAUUUAUAGCUAAUAAUAUUUAAGAUAAAUUCCAUUUCGAAUAUUUUAAAAAUGUUCCUGUAAACGUCACAAAGUAGGGGCUAAUAAAAUAUUAUGCUUUAUGACAUUUCUCUAUAGCCAGGAAUAAUUUUAUUUCAGCAAAUGGAAUUUAUUAUUUACGGGUAAAACUUAAAUAUUAAUCUAAAUAUUUUAAUGAAUAAUAAUAUGUUUCUUAAAUUUAUUGAAGAUUAACAAUAAUAUAUUGUUAAUGAUUACAGGAUAAUUAAAGUGCCAAAUUGUUUAAGUAUUCUACCUUAAAAACAAUAAUUAUGUAUAUAUUAAACGUUUAACUUCAGCAAAAUGAAAACAAUUUAUAGAACAUAUACUAAAACUUAAACGAAGCUACAAAAUGAAAUAAUAAUAAAACGAUCUUAUUUCAGAUGGAAUUUUAACUUGCAUCAUUUUAAAAAGGAUUUCAGUUAGUCAAUUACUGUAUGCAAAACCUUUUUAUAGAAAAUUUAUAAUAAUACUUUUCGAGGUAUUGCUAAUUAUUUUAAUAUUCCCAAAUAAGCGAAGCCAGAGAAAUCUUCCUUCUUCUAAAAAUAAUUUGUGAGGAACAAGCUGUCCACAUGCAGAUUAAGGCUGCACUCUCCAGAUAGCUUUUUAUCAAGUAAAGUUAUCAAUAUUUUACAAAGUUCCUGUCCUUCAGUGGUUGAUGUAGAAAAUAUUCCGCUCAAGAUGAAAAAUAGAAGCAAUAUUACAUAAAAAAAAAAGAUUGAAAAAUUCUACUUUUACAAAACGUUUGAAUGAGCAACACAUUUUCCACCAAGUUAAAAAUAAUUAGUUUAUGAAAAUUAAGUGAAUAUACAUAUCUAUUUAACUAUGUUGGAACGUAGAUGUAGAAGACGUCGUAGUCUGCGCAGCGUCUUGCUUUUUGCCGUAGGUUUCUGUAGUCUGUUUGCUUGCUUUUCUUGGUACACUCUCCUAUGUUGCAGGCCAAAUGUAUAUGGAGAAUAUAUCAUAAAUAAUAACUAUCCUACGUUUCGCUCUAAAAAUGUGGCCGAUAUAAAAGUAGCAUAUUCAGAUUCUAAUAACAAUGAAAAUCAAAAUCUACUAGAAAGUACCAUCUUAGCUUCUAGUUCUAAUUCAACUGCCAUUUUGCAAAAGUCAGUAAGCAUACUAAAAAGCUCACUUAGUAGAGAACGGGUUACUUUAAACGCUGCCAGUAGCAGAAAUGGAAGUUUAGCUCCAAGUAAUUAUGAUAUUUCUGAACAUCCCAAAGCAGAAGCUUAUCCAUUAGCGAAUUCCAAUCGUAUUGGCACUGGAAGUAAUACCUAUAAAGACAUUAUCCAGCUGACAGCUAUAGAAGAGGCUGGAGCAUCCUCAACUUCUUCACCGCAGUCACUCCCACCAACUGUAGAACUCGAUCAGUACGCAGUGAGAGCAUGGCUACCUAGGGGCAUCAAGGAAAGAAUUGAGUCCAGUAGUUAUGAAUCAUCAAACGUAGAUACUGAAAUAAAUAUAUCCAGUUUGGAUGUGAUCCCCGUCGUUUAUACGACUACCACUCCUUCUGGGCAUAAUUACGGGGUAUCACCGAGAAAGAAAAGUGUUAUCAGCCCACCUGUGAAGAGGUUACCUCAAGCUUUAAUUAUCGGAGUGAAGAAAUGUGGUACUAGAGCUCUUCUGGAGUUCUUGAGAGUUCAUCCUGAUAUCAGAGCAUCUGGUCCUGAGACUCAUUUCUUCGAUCGGCACUAUCAGAGAGGCCUGGAGUGGUACAGGCAGCAAAUGCCAUCGAGUUUGGAAGGUCAGAUCACCAUGGAAAAGACACCUAGCUACUUCAUAACAAAGGAAGUGCCCCCUAGAAUCCACUCCAUGUCUCCGUCCGUCCGUCUACUUGUCGUAGUUCGUGAUCCCGUCACCAGGGCUAUAUCAGACUACACACAGUCCACCAGCAAGAGAAAAGACACUCCCUCCUUUGAAGAAAUGGCCUUUCUAAACGUCAGCACAGGUUUAGUUGACACUUCCUGGAGCGCCAUUAGAAUAGGUGUUUACGCCCGUUUUUUGGAAUGGUGGACCAGGUAUUUCAGCUUGGACAGGAUGUUGUUUAUCAGCGGAGAGAACCUCAUUCGGGAUCCUGCCGGAGAAAUGGGGAGAGUUCAGGAGUUUCUGGACUUGAAGCAAGUCAUAUCAGAUAAACAUUUCUAUUUCAAUGAAACUAAAGGAUUUCCCUGCUUGAAAAAAUCUGAAGGCAGUGGAAAUCCACAUUGUUUGGGUAAAACCAAAGGUCGGACACAUCCAGAUAUAUCUCUUUCUACAAUUCAAAGGCUGAGGGAUUUCUACAGGCCCUUUAAUGUCAAGUUUUACCAAAUGGUGGGAAGAAAUUUUGGAUGGCCGUGAUUUCUUUAUUAUUAUUAUUAUUUAUGUUAACUGAUUUCAGUUAUGUAAUUUACUUUCAUAGAGAAAAAAACUUUUAUAUGCACACAAUAAAAUGUUCCAACAUGUUCCAUGGGAAAAGUAUGAAUUUAACUUUUAUUUCAGAAUUUAAAUAAAAUUUAAAAAAUGAAAAUGCCACAUUGAGGCAUCUGAAAUAAUUUUAUUGUUAUAAAGACUUCAUAACGUCUUUCUUUCUUAUGAACCUAAAUACUUUGUAAAUAUGCUAGUAUUGUAAAAGGAUACCUCAGUUUUUAAUAUCAAUUCGUAAUAAUUUUAUGAAAUUUUUCAUAUUUUUCUUUUUUUAAACAAAGCUUUUCUGCUCUCCAUGUUAUUAUGGUAUAGAAAAUUUUAUGAUCUUAUAAAACCAUCCAUAAAUUUGAUUAUUCAUGCAGUUUCAUCCUUAAGGUGUAAUACAUUUUGCUGCAACAUGAAUACAUGUCUAAAUUCUUUCAGCUCCUUCAAUGAAAAUUAAAUAUUUAUCGAAAAGCUUAAUUACAGUGUUAAAAUUUUUAAACCAAAUAACAAUAAGGAUUGGCAAUUCAUAUUAAAUUUGUUUGUAUAUAAAACGCAUAUAAAACGAAAUUGUUUCACUGACUGAAACUACGCAAUGGUUAAAAGUCUUUUUUUAUAUCAUUUGAGAAAUUUCUAAUUCUGUCAAAGUCUGAUGAAAGUAAACUGAUAAUGCAUUACAAUCGGAGGGUUAAUAUCUUCAUAGUUUUCUCAGAUAUUUCGAAACAAAAUGUAGAAAUGAUAUGCCAUUGUAAAUAGCAAAACGCUUAACUCCCUAGAAACUCUAACUCUCUAGAGAGUAACCACAAUUCACAAUAAAUUUAAUAUUUAAAAAAAUGAAUACGUGUUGUUAAAACAAAAUCCAGAUUAUUUAUGCAUUUAAAGAAACUGAUGUAAAAUUUCUUAAUAUGUUUCAGAAAUUCCAUAAUAUUACUGCUAUUUUAUGAUAAAACAAUGACAAGUGUGAUCUCGUUUCUUCCAUAAUAAAUCCUUGACAGAAAAAUGGAACUUUGUGCACGUAAAUUUGCUUUUGUUUUAAUUUAUGCGUCGUUAAUUUGCGCAUAAUGUGCAUUGAAAUUCUGCUUGUCAACUAUGAAGAAUGAAGGAGUACGAUGAAAAAUAUUAAAUUUUUAAUCGUUAAAAAACGAUAGUCUCAGCUCUUAAAUUAUACAUAUCAAAGUUUUUUGCUUAUAAUAAAUAAGUUUAAGCAAAAAAUGUGAAAAAUAAAUGAGAGCAAUUUUUAAUUUCGAACUGAUAAUUUUAUGCUGAACGUUAAAACAAGAUCAAUGUUUAAAAUUGUAGCUUAAUCAAUAUUUAUGAAUGUGGUAUAAUUAGUUUUCAGAAACUACUAUGUAGUAUAAUACUUUAUUUUAUUUAGUACAUUAAUUAAUUAUUUUAUAAUGAAACAGUAUAUAAUUGCUUAGUUAGGAAUAAAUGACAAAAUAAUUUAAGAACUUAUAGAAUUAAUAUAUUAAAUUACAGAGCAAUUUUAAGACAUGAUAUGGUUUAAAAAUAAGUUAUAAACCAUUUUAUGAUCUGCUAUGGAUUAAUAACGAACUUCUGUCAUUUACUUUUAACUAACCUUUUCGAGGUUUCUUUCAGACUAAACUCUCACGCAUCGAUAAACUUAUGUUAUCCAUUAUUUUUAACUCUUCCAUUAAAAUCGGAAUAGAAUCGGAAGAAUCUGUAUAAUAUAAUCGCAAAAUGACACUAAGUGAUUCAUUUCAUAACAAAAGUUAAAUAAUGAGCUUAAUAUAUUAAUAGCAAAAAACGACAUUACGGAAAAUGCAUAAUUAAUAUUACAAUUAUUAAAAAUUUCUUUGUUCUAGAAUUUAGCCGUAUAGAGUUUCAGAAUGUAUUAUCAUAGAUUAAUUUUAUGCAAUUAUUUUUACUAAAUUAUUACCAUUACCACAUUAUGAUAAUUUUAGUUAAUUAAUACAAUUAAAACAUCAAACAUAUUUUCUCUUUUGUUAUUUAUACGUAUGUGAAGUGAUUAAAAAUGCAUUUAUAUUUAAGUAUUCGUUAUUUUGUCUGAUUAGUUGACCUGAUUACAAAUAACAUUUAUAGUUAUGCAAAUAAAACUUCCUUCAGUACCCUUAUUAAGUGUACGACAUAUUAUUCGUUAAUCAAGCUUCCGAUUUAUUUAACUUACGAUAAGGCAUUCUUGUACGAUUUAAUUUAUAGAAGUUGUCUUUUGUAUGAUAUAUUUUAAGCCCAGGAACAUGGUGAAUAAGUUUAUCUUUUUGUAGUUAGUAUUUAUGCAGUUGUAAAUGUUAACAAUCAGUAUUGUUUUUAAGUUUCAUUUGUGCUAUAAUAGAUCAUAAUAUUUUUACUUAAACGGACCAUUCUAUGAAUAUUAUUAAAAUGAGCUAAUAUGAGUGUCAAAGGUUUUACGAAUUCGAUACACUAUGACAUUUUGUAUAUAGACCUGUGACUUAAUUCCUUAUAUUUUGGCGUGUAUUUCAUGUGAGGUCUAUUCAACAUAUCCUUCUGUAAAAUAUAUAUACUGAAAGAAGUGCGAUAAAUUUGUAAAGUGUUGUUUUGUUAAAAUGUUACUCUUCGUUAGAGUUUUUGCAUUUUGUUGACUGAUGCCAAAGAAUUCUACUCUAAUCAUUGUUAUUGUCCACAGAUUUUGAAAAUGAUUUUAUGCAUUUGUCUUCGAUAGUUUUAUGAGAAGUAAAGACUGACAUGUUUCAAACUUGGCACAGAAAAUGAAAUGGAACCAAGUUAAAAGACAAGUGUAAACAGAUUAAAUGCCAUUUUAGUUUAAACUACAUAGCAUGCACGACAGCAUUUUUAUCUGUAUUACAUAAUUUAUAAAUAAGUAUCCAAGUUGUUAGAGCAACUGUUAGUUUAUUUGUUUAAAAGAUACAGUUAUGAGAUUUAUGAAGUAAAAAUUCUUUGAUAAUAAAAUGAUAAUAUUAAAAUAAUACUUUUAUUGACUGAUGAAAGAUUUAUUUUCCAUAAACGGGUAUAAUUUCUUUGGCAUAAAAGUUUUCAGUAAUUAGUUGAAAUGAUAUUAAAAACAACAUUUAGGAAAUCUCUUGAAUUCUUAAAUACUGUUUAAAGUCAGUUUUGCAAGAACUAUGGAAACAAAUACUCAGUGUACAGAUUUGUACAGAUAGAUAAUAUAUUCGUAGUCUUGAGAUAUCGGUAAAAAUCAUUAGAUUGAUAUUAUCGCAACAUUUAUUAAUAAAUAAAUCUCAAAGCAAAAUGAAAUAAGGCAAAAAAAUUCGCUAAUAUUAAAAUUUUCGUCAGCAUACAUCUCACAGAUAUUUGUCAAAAACAAGUGUUAUUCUUCAGUGCUAAUGUAUUUUAUUAAAAUUUAAUAUUUAUUCUCUUCAGAUAAAAGUUUGGAGUCAGUCUUUGCUAAUCAAAAACUUUGCAAUUGUUAUUGUGCAGCGCGAUUGUCCAAUGUCUUAUUGUCUUUCAGUGCAUUGUGAAUGGAUGUGAUCGUGUGUAAUGUUUGUGUUGUACAGUAUUUGUUUUGAAUCCACCCAUUACUGCAACAAUAUUCUUUUUGAUGUAGGUAUUAAAUAGUGUUAGUUUUUAAAAGCAUUCCCCAACUGAAGCAAUUCGUUUUGAAAAUAUGCAUUUAUAAGUACAUUUAAAGCAACCUACUUUAAAACAAAUUUCUAAAUUUUUCAUUAUGAUUAUAUUUUUUAAUUUUGGUAAUCAGAAAAUGCAUCAAGUUGAAGUUUUUAAAAAUAUAUUUUCUGCAAAACCUUUCAAAUCUUUUGUUAAUCAAAUAUCUAUCCUGCCAUUAGUAUACUGAUUAUAAAUCAUCAUAAAGCAUUUGGCUACUUUCUGUUUUUAUCGGUAAGUAUGGGCUUGUAACUAAUUAUGAGUUUAACAGAAAAUAGUAUUAUGAAAGUUUUAAAUAUAACAUAUGAGUUUAAUUUGCUUGCUUUAAGUGUCUCCUUUCAUACUAUAGAAAAUCAAAUAACAUUAGAAACCUCAUUCAAAAUUUAAUAUAAUAUCUCAAUCUUUAGAUUUAGAAGUAAAUUUAAGUGUAAUUUCCUUCACUUCUUUCUCUUUCCGUCACUGAAAAGAUAUUUAUCCUAAAAAAGAAGCUUAUUUUUGGAUGCUUUAUAUGGCAUGAAGGAUCAUACGGCUUAUAUAAGGAUGUAUGCCUAGAAUGUACAUGUUGUCUAGAAACAUAAAAUGAAGUAAAUAAUCCGAAUUCGUUUUCCAAGUAUAAUAAACAUCUUUAAAAUGCGACUUGCGUUAACAAAUCAUAGUUAAUGAAUUUUGAGUCAUUAUGAAAAAAAAAAAAUUGCUUGUCAGUCUUGCAGUUUUCCAAAAGCAUCAGACUAAUUUGCACCGAAAGCGACGGGAGGAUUACGGACAACAAUACGAAACAUAUAAUAUAAAGUCGUAUUUAUUUAUAUAGUUGGCUUUCAUUAAAGUAUUUAGAGUAUAAAGUAAUUUUAGCUUAUCGUAAAGUUCUUAUAGAUUUUUGGUCUUUUUACAUUUCGUAUAUAUUUUAGGCUAAAGCAAGGGAUCAUUUUAAAUUUAUCUUAGAAGAUAAAAUAUAAUUGUUAAUAUCACUGGUCACGCAUUCAAUGCGUGAAAUUUAAAGCAUUGCAUGAAAUUAAAUCGCAAACAAAAAAUUCAAAAUUGCACCAUGUAUAAUUUAACUGUUAUUAUUACGAAAAUCAUAAAAAGGAAAUGACACAAAUCUUCAGUAAGAAUUUUAAUAACCAAUCUGGAACUAAGCAACUUCCUUGAUAUCACCAAGAAAUAAUGUAAUAAAAACUUAUAAUUAUUUUUUAAAAAUAACCAGAUAGAUGUAAGCUGAAAUUCUUAAGAUAUAUAAUUUUGUAAACUUUAAAAUUGUAAAAAUUUAACAUACGAAUUAAAUCCUCCAUAUAAACAUGUUCUAAAAAAAUUAGAUAAAAAAAAUCAGUUGGAAAACAUGCUUUUAGUAUUGCUUUCAGAUCUGAUUGUUUACUUUUAACCUCUUUUCUAAUCACUGAAAUUUUGAAAGUUUGCAGAAGUACGGAAAUAAGUAUGACGCGGCCUGUAAUUGUAUUAAAUUUUCUUUCCAAAUGAUUGAAACUUAAGUACAUAAAGUAAGAUUCUAUACUACGCAAAAGUUUCUUAAUAUAAGAGUUAUCGUUAAUAUUAGCAAACUAAGCUUUAUGCGUAGCUAUAAAGAUUAAAACAGCUUUCCAGAAAAAGAUGAAAUCUUUUCAAUAAUCACAAAUGCGAAUUCUAUUUUAUAUUUUCCUUCAGUGUUCCUAGUCAGCACUUUAUAAUACUACUAUUUUACUUUAUGGAACAAAAUGUUAAUCCAGAAAGUACUUGAGGCUUUAUCAAGAAGAUAUUUUUAUGGCAUUCUUACAUUUUAUGAACUUAUGUCUGUGAAUUCGAAUGGCCCUAACUAUGAUUUAAAACCAGACCAAAUAAUGUUGUCAUAUAAUUUAAAAUAAGACUACAGUAGAACUACCAGUCAUAAGGACUUCCAGUUUUCUGAGUAACUUAUUCUUCACUUCAGAUCAAGUAAAAUUAAGAUUAUUGUACUAGCUCUUUUUCCUUUUUUAGUAAUACAAAAUAUAUUUGGAAGAACCUAAUUAAUUUUGUAAUCAGACAAAUGUUACGACACUUAGAUUGGCAUACUGUUUUCGGUUAAUACUGCAAACAUUAUUGGAAAAACAAAAAUGUGCGACUUGUAGGGCUAACAUUUUUAUUUAUUCAGUGAGCAGUUGCUUAUGUAACAAGUGCUGCUUAUCUAAAAAAGAAAGCAUUGAACAAACCUGGAAAGGUGAGAUAAAUCCAAUCUCCACGCUAUGUAUUUUAUUCAUAAUUUAGAAUUAGGAAUUAUCACAUGACCUUUUUGCAUGGCGUCAGGAGCACAAUCCAGCAGGCAAGUGGAAGAUUCGAUCCUCGAAUCCAGGUGAAGACACCCUGGUUGUGACCAUAAGACCAACUUGCUUGAUUAGGUGGGUCGGGCUGUUUCCACUUCUGGUACCUUACAACUGUUAUCUGGUACAUGCAGUUAGUCUUCUGGUUUUCCAUACGAAAAGCAUAAUAGUCGCUACAAGAUUAACUUUCUAUGAACAUUUCUGUAGGUUGUUUUGUUAUGUAUGUGAGGCAAGAGUGUAUUGCUCUGCACAUGAAAUUCAUUUACUGUUGAUACAAUGUAAUUUUGUUUCUUGAAUCGUUUAACAUUAUUUUAUUAUAUUUUAGUUGCUAAAAAUGGAAUAUUUAAUUUAAUUAAUGCAUAGCUAAAAAUUAAGCAUAUUAGUAUGAUCAUGAAAGAUAAAGUAAACAUUAUUAAUAAAAUGAGAACAAUAACUACGCAUUUAGCCUGCAGAAAGAAGACAACCACACAGAUGCCAUUUUGUAAGAAUAAUUGGAGUUUUAUUGCUCUUUAAUAUCUUUGCAGUUGUAAAGAAGUUAAUUUUCAUUAAUUGUUGUUAUUUAAACUAAAAUAUGAAAAGAAGUAGUAAUUCAUGAUGUUUUCUCUGAUAUUUAACACAGUAGACGAAAAAUAUAUUAAUUACCAUACAUGGCUUUAUUCUCUGAAGAAACAUGCAUGAAUUGAUGUAGUGACAACCUGUCACGAAAGACAGAUCAGAGCGCAAUAAUCUAUAGUAAAGAGAUUGUCACUAAUUUACUUAAUAAAAAGGCUGUGCUUAAAAGCGUUUUCAUACAAAAUUCUUUGCUAUUUAUUAAAAUUUUACGAAAAUACUUUUCAGUCGAGAUUGUUCAUUUUCUUGAGGAACAAAGGACUUUUAAUAUACUUCAUAAUACAAAAUUAUGUUUGAGGGCUUUUCAAAGUAUUUUCUAAUUAGUGGCAUAAAAGAUAAGAGAAAUUUCCUUAGUAUUUCUAUAACGUAGAGUCUAAAUUACCUACAAGAAAAGUACUAAAAAUUAUGACAGAUUAAUUUUCUCCUGGGAGAUAUAUGGGUUUCAGAGUUUUUUAUAGUAAAAUCCUUUUUUUCGUUUUACUAAAGAUAAAAUGCGAAAUUCGAUUACGAUAUUUUUUAAUUUACUUUCGUAUAGUCAUUUUAACACUUAGACAGUAACAUAAAAAUUUGGAAUUGGAAUUGUGCUUUAAUUUAAUUUCAUUCCAAUAUGAAAUCUAUAAUACCAAGUUUGAAAUCUGAGAUUUUGCAAGAACAUGUCAGGAAUAUAAAUUCAUAUAACUGAAUCUUCUAUAAUACUUUCCUCUCCAUAGGCAUAGACGUAUAUAAUUUAUUCAUCACAGAUCUUCAUUAAAAAAAUUCGCUUUUGAGAACAUUAAUGUUAAUCCGUUCAACAUUCGCCUGUAACGUAUUUUAUCUAUUACUCCCCUCCAUCCUCCCAACUAGCCGAGCACUUACUCAAAAGUAUUUUCAUCAUUCCUAUAUAGUUCUAUACCUAUUCAUGAAACAUUGCUAUCAUAACGGCUCAAAAGAAGAUCAACUUAAAUAACCACCUGUGUCAAUAGUUUGAGAAUGCAUUAUACAUAUUUCUGAUAAAUUACAAAAUGUCCGUGCAUAAAAAGAAGGAAUGUAGUAAUAUUUUGACGUUUUGAGAGUAGGAAACGUCCUCAGUUGCGCAUUUAAAGCAAUUUUACCACGACGUUUUCUGGGAGAAUAAAAUUAAAAAGUGAAUUAGGUAACAAUAUUUAAGACAUUUAACAUAAACUUUUAGCUUAACGAACGAAAUAAUGGGUUACAAUACAAUAAAUUGCAUAUGAAAACUUUCUUAUUCCUUUUAUUAUCAGGUACAUUUCCAACUAUCAAAUUAACUCAACCAACUCAUUUGCGGUUUUGCAGCUGAGGAUGGCGGUUCGGUAAAACCAUCGAAACUAGUCCUGUGAAAAUUUUGUAAAUAUAACGCUGAUUUUUGUUGUUUGUCUUCUGAAUUAGUAUUUAUUCGGCGUGUUAUUGUGUCUUAAUUAUCAAAUAUUUCUCUAAGCUCCUUUCAUAAAAUGUUUAAAGUUAUGAUUUUCAGACUACAGUAAGUGGAAUAAUUGCUGUAAGUAAUUCCCAAUAAUUUUAGAGCUCUUUCCGACUAACAUUUGAUAAUGUGAAAGUGGAAAAUACAACCACAGCAGCACAAAAUAAACAAAAUGAUUUUAAUCUUUCACUCCUAACUGACACUAUAUAAUUGAUAUCAUCAAAAUUUAAAUGUCAUAUAUUUAUUAUGUGUGAAUAAGACAAAAUCCUGUUGUAUUGGACUAUGAGCUGCAAAUGUCAUUCAAAAAAUAAUUCUGCAAUUUUAAAUUUUCUUCCCCUUAAUUUGCAUAUUUUCAAUAUUUCAAAACUAUGGAAACUAAGAUUUACGAUCUGUUUGCAACAGCUCGUUCUUCAAAUCUCCUAUUUUUGUUCCUUGAAACAAAAAUAAAUAAAUAAAUAAAUAACGUUUCGCAAUGCAUACAGCAUCGAACACUUUAACUUAAUCCCUUGCAAAGCAAUGUGGUUGGGCAAAAUCAUUCAAUAAUGCCAUCGAUGAUGAUAUUUUGUUAUCAGGUAAGCAAUGAGUAUAAACUUUGAAGCUUGUGUUAUGUACUCCUGGUUUCACCUAAUAACGCACCUGCCUAAUUAAGGAGCCCCAGUUAGAAACUCGUGUGGAUAAUAAUGGAUUAUUCCAUCCCGCAUACUUCAAACUUGAAAUGUUCUGAACUCUAUGUUUAACAAAUCGUGAGGUACUAAUUAUAUGCGGCAAUUGGCGACUAAUUACACCCGUCGUAUUAAAAUCGCUGGUCCAAUUAAUCGGGUUUAGUUACAUCCUCAGUGGCUACAUAUACCCCUAGGGGAUAUUCAAAAGCAGAGGAGUGAAAUAUCACUACUAAUUUGCAAGUUUUAAUUAAGCCAGAAUACACUGAAGGAAAGAUUUUAAAAUUAUUUUACAGUUUUAAAAUCCAUAUAACUAAAAGUAGUUUUACUUUACCUUUGAAACUUAUUUUGUUCUAUUUUCGUGUUUAUUUUAAAAUGCCCUCUGUUCUUUUGCUUUAUAACUUAUCACACUGUUUUCUGGUAACAUCUUUUUUCCAAAUUAACUGUGCCACUUAAUAUAGUUAAGUUACCUGUUAUUGUAACUUACUUUUAUAUUCUAUAGGGGUCUUAUUUUCAAAAUAAUAGUUGAAAGAAAUCUGUAGUUUGGUUGAGUAUUCCUAUCAGUAUAUUUGUAAGCCUUAUUUUAAAGAACUCUUAAUAUCUUAAUCAGCGUAACUAUUAUUAGAGCUUUCAGGAUCAGGCACUUUCUAUGAAUCAGCUCUUUCCAAGUCAGGCGCUUUCUAUGAAUAUUUUAAUGUUUUAGUACUUUUAUCGUCAGAUCUAGUGCUUUCUUUGUUCCGGGUAAUAACAAUAAAAAUUAUACCCCGGCCUGAGUGCAGUACAAGAUGAUAUUUAUUAUAACUGCGCUACUGAGGCAUAAUGUUUCUUUUUAACAUUCAUCCUAUUACUGUAAAUUUAAAUUUAGAUCACUGUUCUUGGUUAAAUUUCGCCUUUUAAAAUUUAUUUAUUACGGAAAAAAUUAAACUUAUCAUGAAAUCUUAACAUAUUAAUAAUACUAUCAAAUGAUAAAUCCUGCUGACAAUAUAACGUUUCUGAUACAUAAAAUAUAUAUUCAGGGAUUAGAGCGCAAGUUCUGAAAUGAGUGUAGAACAGAGUGAAGUUUCGAAAAAAGAUAUUAAGAUAUUUUAAGAUGAAAUGAAUUUUUUGUAUGUUUAGUUCCAAACUUUUUCAAAAACAUUAAUUUAAAUGAUUUCGUAUUAAACAGUUUAACUUCUUCAGCGAUGAAAAUUUUGAGGAUAGGAUGAUUUGGGUUUUUACCCAAAAAGGUUAAGGUUGCCACGUAAGAGGUUAAUGACACUGAAUUCUGAAAUUUGUAAGUCAGAUUGUUUUUACAUUAUACUGAUAUGGAUUUUCCAAGUUUUAUUGAGAAAUGUAUCUACGUAUGAACUGAAAGGGAGUGGCUUCUAUCGAAGACUGUAAAAGCAGUGAAAAAGAUCAAAAGUAAUGCCGUAGGAAAAAAAAAAAAAAAAAAAAAAAAAAAAAACGCCGAAGGAAAAAAAGAGAUUUUCUUAAAUUAACAUAUUAGCUUAAGAUGCAAUGCAUUUAGUUCAUCAUUCGUUAGCAGCAAUCUAGAAAAUUAUUUUAGCACUAAAAACAAUAAGAAAUUUAUUACAAACUGUAGUUAAGGAUGAUACCUUUCGACAAAGAAAAAUUUAAAACAUUUAUCAUUAUUAAAUUUUACUAUUUCGCGACAGAAAAUUUAGUAAACUCUGCUAAAAAUAAUGAUUUAAUGUUUCCUGUACUUUUCUUGUAAGACUAUAUAUGAUUAGUUUAUUAAAUAAAUCAAAUACAAUACCCGCCGGAUAUAAAAUCUCCUUUCGUUGCAAACAUAUUUAAGUUUAUUAAGCGGCUGAUUUAAUAAACGGUGAUAACUAUAUUCCAAAUUACUUUAUCGACGUUAAACUUCUUUAGUAAGAUAGUAACUAAGAAUUAACCUAACAUUUAUUACUUAAAUUAUUAAUUAAAAAUUAAUGCUAUAAUUAAACUAUUUGCGAAAUUUGGAAAAUUUUCUCCUAAAAAUGUUUAUUGCUUGCAUACCUGAUGAAAAUUUAAACUUUUACAAAGAAUAGCUUUAUUCGUAUUAUUCGUCGAAAGUCUUUCAGUUGUAUUUUCAAGUUUCUAAAAAUGUCUCAUCUCCACCUUUCAGUUCGAGAAUUCUCAAGCGUUAACAGUGCUCACUUCGAUUCAGUUCAAGUUGGCGUGUAGUCACUUUUUUCCGUAUCACUUCCUUUGUCAGUUUCAGUUUCUGAAGCUGUUCUAAAACACUUUCUAUAGUACCGUAGUUAGUGUUUUCACAUGCUGCCUCAAUAUUAUCAUCAGCUGCAACGUAUUUUAAAAAGAAUCCUCAUAAUUUCUUUCAGUGACGGCGGAAUAUUAGAAAGAGCUUGCAAAUCCUCUGUGGCUUCUUCUAAAUAAAACCAUGUUUUCUGAAGCAAUAUUUGUGUUUGAGGAGCCUGAUUUCCAUGCAUUGACUAUAAUAUGCAUAACUUCAAAGUCAUCGACUUAGUUAUCUCCUUCGAAGUGCUUACAUUGUCACAAGAUUCAGACUUUUUAUUUCUUUUUGAACGACAUCUGUCCUCUAAAGAUAUUUGAAAGCUUUUAUAACAGUAAAGUUUUUAUAACAAUAAAAUACGACUUCUCUCGAAUGAGAAAAAACAGGACGAAACAUUAAUUUAGCAAUUUUUCAGGAAGGAGCAUUAAUUUAUUGUUUUCAAAACGCUAUCAGAAGGAUCUGCAUGCAACACAGUUAUCUAACAGUAAUGCUAUAGUUUCGUUUUCCAGCUCUCUGUCCCAUUUUAAAAAUACUGCUUGUCAUCCAUGCAUUGUUAUUAGUAUGAUAUGUUAAAGUUAAAUUCUUGGCUCCUUUUAAACUUCGAAAUUUCUACUUUUUUCAAUAACCAAUGACGUUUUAAUUUUUACAUCCAUAUUACACGUUAAUGAUACAGUAACUAGUUCUUUUAAUUCCUUAAAACCAGUCGUUUUUUCACUUUUAAACAACUUUAAACUUUUUCUUUGCGUGCUUUUAUAAUGCUUUGUAAAACAAACCAGUGUUAUCUGUGUGGCUUGUAACUUUUAGAAGCUCAGGUAAAACAUCUUUUAUCCAAUUUUCAGCCGAAUGAUGAUCUGUUCCUUGCUUUGCACCACGUAGUUUCUGAAUAAACAAUGUUAUUUUUCUCUUUCCGUCUUGUGAGCCAUCCGUUUCUAGUGAGCAGGAAGAUUGCACAUUUUCUUUCCAGUCGACCUGUCGUUUCAUGGUUAUUAAAGGAAUUAUUAAUACUUUCUUUUCUUUUUUCUUCAGCCUUACAACAGCCACUUCCCUUUUUAAUCAAAGACUGACAGUGUAAGAUAAUACAAGGAAGCACUUCAUAAUGUUUCUUUAAUGUGUGUAUACACUUGCGUUCCAGGUCAACUAUUCGAGAAAGGGUACCAGUGCUCGCUUAAGCACCAUCUUUUCUUUAAUCCUGGGAAUCACAUUUACGAUCAAAAAAUGUGUUCCUAAUGCCUACAAAAGACUGCUUUUGUUAAUCGUAAGAUAAAUGUAUUCUGACUCUGUCAGCUCCAGUUCGGACAAAUAGAUUUAAAAACAGUGUCUGACUAGGGAAGAGUGACAGGGACUAGGGAAGAGUACCCAACACCGUCAGGGAGUCUUGAUUUUAACUACAUUGGCCAAUAUUCCUGCUACAAUAAUUUUAUUGAAGCACCACAUAACUGAAAGAUAAAUGAAUGAACGACAAACAGCUUUUAUCGACCACAAACAGUUUAUUCUGGAUCUGAAAAACAGUCGUUUGACAGUUUGAGUUCUAUACGCGGCGGAGAUGAGUUUAAUAAAUUGCAGGUUUUCUGUUAAUUAGUGUGUAUUUGCUUUGGUUCUUGGAAAUUUAAACAUAGUAAGAGGCUGAGUUUAUUAGUCAGCGAGUUUAAUAAGCAACGAGUACUGUACCUGCAUACAAAUUGCGUAUGAAGUAAUAAAAUAUUAUAUAUAGUAAAAAAGUAAGUAAAUCAAACGUAAGCUUCAUAUAUGACUGCAGUGCGGAGUUUCUUGAUUUCUUUCCUUUCGCAUUUUUCAGUCAUAUGUUAAUUAGCAGAAUUACAUUGAGUUUAUCCAUGGUAAAAUAUAAACUACGGAGAGAGAAAGAAAAGAAAUUCAAAAUCAACCUUUUUUUCCAGAUGUAGUAAAUUGGUUUGCAUAUAAGCAAUCUCAUCCUAGUUGGUGUUCGCAAUACCUAUUCCAGUCCUUUACAUCAGUUAAAUCGUAGGUAAACUAAAUGUAAUCAGUGAUCCUGUGAUUUUUUAGAAUGUAAACCUUUUUAUUUAAAUUUACUUCUUCCUUAUUUCUGUUACCUAAAAUUAAAUUACGUAUACUCGCGUUAAUGCUACAUAGUUUCCUCUCCUUUUAUAUUGUAUACCUUAAAAUAGCCUUUCUAACUAUAUAAAUAAAAAUGUGUUCUCAACAGCUUUGUAAUCUAUUCGUGCUUCUCAAGAAUGGGGUUUCUAAAAAUAUCAGCUUCCUUCCAAACUGUGUCAAUAAAUGUUUGUGACGUCCUUCGUGGUUUCUUUGUCUUUCGAGCCGAAUAAAAAGGCUCGAACCAUCAUAAAACGGAUGCACUUUUUGUCAGUUACAUGUUUUUAUAUGAAAAAAGUAUUUCUCGUGUACAGUAUGCAGAAUUAUAAUUCUAUUUAUCUGUUGUACAUAUAAAUAUAUGUCUGCGAAUAUUAAUAGCAUUCUUGUUUGUAUACUGUGUUCUUACUGUAAAGGAAAAGCAAUAGGACUUUGAAAGUUGAAGCUUUUUUCAACAUGUAUUUGUUUGAAAUAUGUUUAUCAUAAUUCAAUUCGAUGCCAAUUAAAAUCAAUAAAAGAAUUGUUCAUAAUA